CUCCCCCCCGCCCCCAGCACGACAGCGACGUGUCGGCGUACACCUACGAGCGCACGCUGAUGAUGGAGCAGCGCUCCCAGAUGCUGCGGCAGAUGCGCCAGGCGCAGGGGGGCCCCGCUCCCUCGCAAGCCCCCAGCGCCGGGGAGGAAGAGGAAGAGGAAGAGGAAGGGGAAGGGGAAGGGGAAGGAGGCGUCGCCCGCCGCGGCCCCAGCCCGGGGAACGUGCGGCGCAUGCACGCUGCGGAGCGGCUGAACGAGGCCGUGGGGCGACGCUCGGGCGGGGCCCGGUUGGUGCUGCUGGACCUGCCCCCUCCCCCGCCCCCCCGGCCCCCCCGGCCCCUCGACAACUACCUGGAGUUCCUGGAGGUGCUGACGGAGGGGCUGGGGCCGGUGCUGCUGGUCAGGGGGGGCGACGGGGACCCCCCCGACCCCUGAGCCCACCAGUACGGCCCAGUACGAGCCCAGCGCUCCCAGUACGGCGCCCGGCCCGAGCCGCGGCUCUACGAGCACCCGUCCCAGCGCGAGCCCAGCGCUCCCAGUACGAGCCCGGCGCUCCCAGUAGGACGCCGACCCGAGCUGCAGCUGCCCGACACGGGUCCCAGUACGGACCCCAGCGCUCCCAGUACGGACCCCAGCGCUCCCAGUAUAGCACCAGUGCUCCCAGUACGACGCCAGACCGAGCUAAGGUUAAGCGACGACCCGCGACGUUCCCAGUACGACCUCGGCGCUGCGGACCCCUCUCUGUACCGAUCCCGCUACGGGACCAGUCCUCCCAGUACGGCUCCCAGUACGGCUCCCAGUACGCGCCCAAUAAACCAUUUCCA
Grus americana (Whooping crane) is the source of this 823-nucleotide messenger RNA. RefSeq names its product solute carrier family 12 member 6-like. The transcript is spliced from 4 exons. NCBI's taxonomy places the organism in Eukaryota, Metazoa, Chordata, Aves, Gruiformes, Gruidae. The record is from RefSeq and is a predicted model, not a curated record. Bases 60 to 434 code for a protein of 124 amino acids.